CGAGGACUUCUAUUUUGACAGGACGCGCGUCCGCGCUCUGGCUCAUUGUGGCUCGCCUCGCGCUCCCUCGGCUUCCCGGCGUCUGCCUGCGACUCGGCGAAGAGGGAGACUUGAAGUGGAGCGCCGCUCGCCGCUCUCUCUCUCCCUCCCUCCCUCGUUACGUAAUUCGUUGUGAUUUCUCGAAGAUGCGCUUGAGGCGAAGUGGCGCCUGGAAUUCUGGCAGCUGAUAUCGAAAAGUGUCGGUGACGGGCCGCCAAUUAAAGACUCGCCUCCAGUCAAGUGACGGAAUUCCUCUUCAUCGCUGAGGUUGAGGACCCCUGCAGGUCUGGGCCAUGGGAGGAUCGCUGGAGCAGACCACCGGCGUGUGGGAGACCUUGGCAACGUGGCGGGACUCUCGUCUUGGUGAAGCCCUCAGGCCCGAGGUGACCUCCUCGUCUUUUUAACGUUGCCAAGGACCCGAGCGGACGGACGGAUCUUUGGUUACGGAAUCUGCUGGACGUUUUCUUUCCCCUUUGGUGCCUUUGAGGCCGUUGAACUCGAGUCACCCGCCUUUAUGAGGGCAGUGCCCCCUCCAGCGGGACCUUUGUCGUCUUCUAAGGCUUGAUGAGCACCUGAAGCAGCUGACCAUGCCAAUCUCCAAGGCGCGCUACCUGAUGCUGCUGGUCUGCGUGCAGCUGGUGGUCAUGGCCAUGCUGUACCGGGAGGGCUACCGCAAGCGGGUGGCGUACUUUAUUGGCAUCUUCUGGAAGGACAACUUGGUCACCAGUGACUUGGCAGAGCAGCCGCACGCCACGGGAAACCGCAGCCGUCAUGGGGACAUCUAUGCCAACCUGAGCCUUAUAGUGAAGCCGUUUGUGCGCAAGGAGGACCUGCCCUUCUGUCCCGACAAGUCGCCUUACGUCGGUGGCCCAUUCAGGGUCUUGUUCCCCUCCAAGCUCACCAUGGCGGACGUGGAGAAGAAGAACCCGUUUGUGACGAUGGGGGGCCACUACAAGCCCCCGGACUGCGAGUCCAAGCACCGCACGGCAAUCAUCAUCCCGCACCGCAACCGCGAGGUCCACCUCAAGUACCUGCUCUACUACCUGCACCCCUUCCUGCAGCGGCAGCAGCUCCACUACGCCAUCUACAUCAUCCACCAGGCUGGGAACUACACCUUCAAUCGGGCCAAGCUGCUGAACGUGGGCUUCAAGGAGGCCAUGCGGGACGACGACUGGAGCUGCCUCUUCUUCCAUGACGUGGACCUCAUCCCGGAGGACGACCGCAACCUCUACGUGUGCGACGAGCACCCCAAGCACGCCUCCAUCGCCAUGGACAAGUUCGGCUACAAGCUCCCCUACAACUCGUACUUCGGCGGAGUGUCGGCGCUGACGCCAGAGCAGUACAUGAAGAUCAACGGCUUCCCAAACAACUACUGGGGCUGGGGUGGCGAGGACGACGACAUCGCCAUCAGGGUGGCACUCACUGGCAUGAUCAUCACGCGCCCGUCUGUACAAGUGGGCCGCUACAGAAUGAUCAAGCACGAGCACGACAAGGGCAACGAGGAGAACCCCAAGAGGUUCAACCUUCUGGCGAAGACGCGGCGAACGUGGAGGCAGGACGGGAUGAACACCAUGGAGUACACGGUGCUCUCCAGGGAGGUGCUGCCCUUGUACACCAACAUCACGGUGGACGUGGGCACCGACAAGGGGCUCAGGAAGGACACGCGAGGUUCCGGGUGACGAGGUCCAUCCAUUCAACGUUCGCCUUUAGGGGACGGGAGCGGGACGCAGGGGCCGUCACUUUCCUGGAGGGACUUUGCCAGGCGGAGUGACGUCCGCUCCUGCCACCCAUUUUUACGAUGCCACUUUUACUUGAAUUCUUUUUGUACUGAGAAUCUUUGUGAAGUGGAACUGGAGGACAGCAGUCUGUUACGAAACGCCUUAAAACUCUCUGGACAUGGGGGGCUCGGAUGCCCACCCUGGGCCACAUCUAUUUUUUUUUUUUUUGUACCCGCUUUGAGGGCGCAGUGCCAUUUGGAGGUCAAGUCGCCCCCCCCCAGCGGUGGUCCUCUGCAGCUUUUUACCCACAAUUCCUCUUUUUGACUCCUCGGUUCCCUUCAAGUUUCUUUGUAUCUCAAAAUUUCUUUACAUUUGGCCAUGAAGUUCAAUAAGCAGGUGGGCUUGUGGGCGGGCAGCUUCUGUCGGGCUUGCCCAUGCCACAACCCGGGCUGCCGUAUGGCGCCUUUCACAAAGUGCUUUAAGUCUGUGCCUCUGGGCGGACCACCGAUACGCAAUAAGCCGCCCUCCUCUGCCCCCUCACUCUUCUAGUGGGCGAUUUCAGGGUCCUCAAUGGAUGCCCUAAAUUACAGAGUGGGCAGAGCGGGGGGAUGUCACACUUCAGGUAUGCCUUAACUGCCACCAAAACCUGGGACCGCUGUUGGCAGAUGUCGACGUGCCGCUGUGGGCUCAGGGUUCUUCUAUGCUGUCAACCCCCCCCCCCCCAGGGCCGAGACUUGUGAUGGUUCAGGUGGACCCCUGUGGGGGUCUUUGUUAAGUGGCCUUAAAAAGCAGUCUGGGGACUCCACGGUGGGCAGUGGCGUCCGUUGUGCUUCAGUCGCCGGUCCUACUGGGUAAGCGAAGUGAGGAUGGCGGAGGGGAACAACUCGAGGACCACGGGGGUCCGCAGUGCUGCCGCAGGAGAACUGGAGGGUCCGCUCAUCUUUGCUCCCUUCACUUCAUUCUUCAUUUCAAGUCCACCUGCCUUUUCAUGAGGUUCAUCUCGGGGGGCCGAUUGGUGGUCCGCAGCCUCCGACUGAAACACCAGCCAGUUCUGCCCCGUUGGGUAUCCCUGGUGAGGCCUCAUCAAGUCAGCUGUGCCCUCGGAGUACCAGAAGGAACGGCGCCCCCCCAUGGGUCCACUCAUGACACGUAAAACCAGCAGGCCUGGCGCAGCCCCCCAGUCUGGGGUGGGACUGGUCAUCCAGCAUUAAAGAUGCAUUGUGGGAAGAUGGCCACUGGCGGACUGAGGGGGACGGUGGCCCCCCUGGGGACUUGACUCCCACCUGGCCGGGGUCUCGGGCCCUCUGCUGUUCUUGGGGCGCCCCCACUUUGCUCAUUUAAUCGUUUUGUGAAUUGGGGGGGGGGGGCCCUUUGUCCCCAUUUAUUUGAUUGUCCUUUUUUUUUUUUAUUUUUUGGGUUCUUUGGGGUGUCGGCGUGAUGAUUGAAGGGGGUGCUGAGGGGGGGGACACCACUGAGGAUGCCGGGGGCUCACUUUGUUUUUUUUGUUGAUUUUGCUUGCUGAUGUUACAAAAACGGAGCUGAAAUGAGGGGACUGCACCCCUGGGGGGGCAGUGCGGCCCACCGGUGCCAUGGAGACCACGAGCUGACACGGCGGCCCCCUCCUAUUGUACCCCUGAAAUGCUCGGAACAAUUGAAUGUAUAAAAAUACUUUGAAUGCC
Molecule: messenger RNA, 3436 nt
Organism: Erpetoichthys calabaricus (reedfish)
Lineage: Eukaryota; Metazoa; Chordata; Cladistia; Polypteriformes; Polypteridae
Product: beta-1,4-galactosyltransferase 3
Exons: 8
Coding region: 627-1718 (363 amino acids)
Biological process (GO): carbohydrate metabolic process
Molecular function (GO): glycosyltransferase activity
Source: RefSeq, a predicted model, not a curated record